GCAAAGAUAGUCGUAGUAGAAGAAGAAAAGGCGGAAGCGCAGCGGAUGUUUUGAGAAACAGUUGGCGUUAGAGUGAUUUACUUUGCUUGGAAUUACACCUCUAAUCCUGUCAUUCCUGCUUGAUUUCAGAGUUAAUGAGUGCCAACGUUUCAAGCAUUUAAGGAGACAGUUAGCUUGUACCGCUACGGUUUUGCUGUUACUUUCUAUCAGUAGACCUAUAUGGAUUCCUCUGUGAGGACUGCACAGUCACUGAAGACCAUGUCUGUUCUUCAAAAUGUUCUUGACAGGAAAAUGUCUAAAAAGUCAAAGAAGAGAAAGCGCAAGAAGUCGUCCUCAUCCUCCAGUGAAGAAGAUGAGAAGGCAUCCAAAGAACAAGAAGUCACCAGUGGUGGCAAAAGUGACAAGAGGAAGCAAAAGAGCUGUGCAGAGAAACAGGAAAAUUCUGUUUCCUCUACCACUAAAGAUGAUUCCCAAAGCACCCGCCAGAUCAAAAAGCCUGUCUACAGACAGACAAAAACACAAGCAACAGACCAGAAACCUGUUAAUAAGGCAGAAGAGUGUACUAAAACAAAAAGUGUCUCUUUGCCAUUCCACGGGGAAAACUGCUCUGGUAAAGCAAAGCAUCAUAUUUCAGGGAAUUAUAGUACUAUCAGUGGGAGUAGGGCUGUGGAAAGGAGAUCCUCAAAACCCUUGAGUACUGCCAGUCCAGGUACAGCUCCUCAGAAAACAGAGAGGAUCUCUAAAGGCAACUUAGAUGAAACGUCUUCCCAGAGGAGCCCAUCAAAAUUUAAGAAGCUAAUGAGUCCCAGCUCGGUUUCUGCUGAGCACAGAGUACAGAAGAAGAAGUGCAGAGUUGAGGAACCACCAAAGACUGGAAAGUACAGCAAUGCUAUCAAGACCAGGGAACCAAGCAAGACCUCAUCCAUCUCCAAAGAUUCUUUAAGGCAGAAGAGAGGGGAGCUGGUCAAGAAAAUGUGCCGUAUGCAUCAACAGAAGGAGUUUAAGGCCAAAGAGAGCCAGUAUACAGAGGCAAAAACUCCCUCUGCCUCUACCACAAAUCAGUCUUCCACCUCAGACAAGCACACUACCUCAAAGAGCAGCUCAAAGGUGUGGAAGACUAUAACUUCAGCCCAGAUCAGUGUCUUAUCAGUGUCUCAUAAAACAGCUAAGUCAUCAUCUUCUCAGCAACCAAUAGAUUCUGUCACACCAGCUCUGCCUUUCAGUUUUAAGAUACCAAAAAAGGUUCAGCCAAGGCCAGUAGAUAGCCCUGGUGAUGACAGUGAUGCUGUUUCUGUAAACAGAAAUCUCAAACAUGGGACUGAGCUUUCAGACUCUGGGGCCUCAACAAGAAAAUCUAAACAGGAAAUCGUCCAACAACAUCACAGCUAUUUAGAUGAAACUCCAGGCUUUUCAUCUGAAGGACAAGAGAAGAAGUCAUCCUUAUCUGGCCAGCGGUCAAAUGCAUUGGGAGGUGGUGAUACCACCACUGAGCUGUGGUAUGACCAGAUGCAGGUGGUUGAAGAGCUUCACCUCGCUCGCACUGAGAAGAAACUGGAGGUGAAUGUUAUGCAGAGCUAUGGAGAACUGACCUGUAUGGAAAUAGACCCCCCAGAAGAAGGAGCUACAGAUGCAUACUGCAAACAACCUUCUCACCAGGAUCUGAUCCUCGUUCUGGACACCAACAUUCUCCUCAGUCACCUGGAUUAUGUGAAAAAGAUCCGGUCUCACGGCCUUGGAGCCCUGGGAUUCCCUGUCAUCCUGAUCCCGUGGGUGGUGCUUCAGGAGUUGGAUUCCUUAAAAAGAGGGAGAGGCCUGUCUGGUUCUGUGGCACACCUGGCCACUCCCGCCAUCUCUUACAUUUACAACUCUUUGAAGAGCCGGGACCCGAACCUCUGGGGGCAGUCGAUGCAGCAGGCCACAGAGAGCAGCUAUGGUCUGAAUGCUGAGAAUAACGACGACAGAGUGCUGCAGUGCUGCCUGCAAUACCAAUGUCUGUACCCAGGGUGUGCUCUUAUCCUGUGCACUAAUGAUAAGAACCUAUGCAGUAAAGCCCUCCUGAGUGGGGUGAAGGCCUUCAGCAAGAAUGAUUUGGAGGCAGGGGUUGAGAGAUCCAGACAUGGCCUUCGCCCUCUGCAAAACGCUGAGUGUCCCGUGCUGCCUCACAUAAACCAUCAGAUCUACUCACCAGUGCUGAACAGGAGUUGCACACCAGCCCAGCCACAUAAUCAGGAGAGACCAGGCCUUUCUGCAGGACCUGUAAUAAAACAUAGCCAGCAACCCAGUGAAGGAGGAGAAGAGAAGACUAAAUGGGAUCUUAGCAGAUGUGUUUCUGAACUAGAGGAUAUCCUGCAGGAGGUGCUGUCUGAUGUGUUGGAGGUGGAAAUGAAGGCUGCUUAUGACAACCUGUGGUUAGAGAUAGUUUAUCUAAAACCACCAUGGACUCUUCAAGAUGUCCUGCAGUGUUUGAAAAAGCACUGGAUUGCUGUCUUUGGUCAGAUUGUCCCACGGAAAAAGCAGCAAACUGUUUUAAAUCUCAUUGAAUUCUUCAACUCAGGUAAAACAAUGGACUGUGGUGCUACCGUAGCAGCCCUACAAGAAGCCAUGGAUUUUGUGAAAGCCUUUGGGAAAAGUUCAAGUCGUGUACCCACUGCCAUUUCUGUAAUGGACAACAUUUUCAAUAAGCUGCAACCUCAGAGGGAAUCUCCUUCCUGUGAUGUUGUCAUGAAUGAUGAUGAUGAAGACAAACAACCCACGUCUGCUCAGGUCUCUCAUCAGGAAGUGUGGGCCCUGUUUGAGAACAUCUGGUCUAAUGUGUCCCAAAUAAGCUUAGAAGUGUUCAAAGCGCUGGGCUUUGACCUUCACACCAUGCAGAGUGCUCAGCCAGCGGGAGGCCCUCCACCACCGCAGGACGCCUUGGCUUAUUUGCACAAACUGUCCUCCAUGGUCUCACAGCUGCUCCAAGCCUUCAGCAGUGUCUUGUCCUCAGCCCCUGGUUUGGAGGAAGUCCAGACACUGCUCAACAUCAUUCUCUCUAAUAAGAUUGUCGAUGUGGAUUCCAGGUUGACAGCCAUAGACCUACUUGAUUGCUUCUCACAACAGGACUACAGGGAGAAGCUGAGAGUUGGAGGGAGCCAGUUAAUGGGGCUAAAAGAGGCCCUGGAUCGUUGUGUUGCAGCCACAGGUCAGAACAUCACAUUCACCACGUAGCCCUGAUGAAUGGACCAGUGUCAGGACGUUUGCACAUGAGCCAAACAGAUGCCUUGAAUAAACUGAUAUCCUUUUCUUGAAUUAAACGCUGUAAGGUAAAGGGAUGUUUGUUUUUAUUGUGCCUCAUGUGACUGUACCUGUUGAAAUUUUUCAAUUCCUGUGUAGCAGAGACAUUAUAAUACUGUUUCUCUGAAUGAAUGGAGGAUCAUCCAUGGUCCUCUAUUAUUCUAAAGGGUAAAACCUUUGUUAAAUGGAGCUUGUAUUCUCUGUAUCAGGCAGUUUUUCAGUAUGUUUACAGCUGUUCUUCAAUAUUCAUUCAGCUGUUUUACACUCCACUCUCAUGUCUCCUGCCAAAUAUUCACAGCUGAGCAGUGAUUUCAUGGGGUGAUUUAGUUAAUUAAGUCUAUCAGUCAAUCAAUUUUUUUGAUAAGUUCAUAAAUUAGUUAAAUCACAGUGCUGGUUUUCAAUAUUAUUAUCUAAAUGUUGUUUUUGACAGUUUGUUACAUAGUGUACACAUACUGAAUUUGUAAUAUUUAUUUUGUGAUAUUUUUGGACCAUAUGAAUGUGUAAUGAUGCAACAAUGUCUGAAAUCCUGUGUACCCCACCCUCUACACCCACCACACUCCCAGCCCACUGUGACAAUGAACAGCUUUUUUUUUUAUAACAAUAUUUAACUAUAUUUUAAUGUCUAUUCACUGUCUUUCAACCCAGACUCUAUUAAAUAGUUAAUAGUUAUUUAUAAUUGUUGAACUUCACAGAAAGCUUCAGUUUAAAAAACUCAUCGCAGCUUCUCACUGGAUUGAAAAAAAUAGUUUAAUAUUUUGAUAAACGUGCUAAUUCGUCUUCUUGCUGAGUUAGCUGAGAGGAAAGACACUGCAUCAUAUAUCAGUCUGUUAGAUAUAAGGCUAAGCUCACUCACAAACAUCUUGUUUGUUUAAUCCACAAAGACCAAAGUGAUUUCUCCCUUGAAGUUUGUAUUGAGAAUGCUGUGUAACCCCCGUAAAACCAAACUGUUUCAUGGUUUGACACUCUGUAAUUACCACAAACUGGCAAUGUUCUGAACAUCUGAUUUCACAAUCAGGAUUUUUCAAAGCCAGCAGAUUCAGGCCCAAGUGUCCCAGUGAGAAGCUACUUGCUGGAUGUUUUUUUUUUUUUUAAACUAGCUAUUGGUGAUUUUGUGUGACCUUAUAAUAGAGUCCACGUUGAAAAUCACAGUGAAGGUAUGUUUUCAGUUUUUGUUCAUUUUUGUAAUUUUUAUUAGAAAUAUAAAUUAUUGGAGAGCAGAAAAUAUAUUUUAAGUAAAAGAGUUGAAUGUUUACAGCAAGAAAUUAAAUGUUUUUGAGGUGUU
Molecule: messenger RNA, 4555 nt
Organism: Lates calcarifer (barramundi perch)
Lineage: Eukaryota; Metazoa; Chordata; Actinopteri; Centropomidae
Gene: swt1
Product: SWT1 RNA endoribonuclease homolog
Cellular component (GO): nucleus
Source: RefSeq, a predicted model, not a curated record